GCACAAGCUUGCUAAACAAUCUAUUUACACGGGGGCGAAGGGUCAGUGAAAAGCCUGCAAAAUCUCCACCGCUUACGAUGACCGAAUCGGGGUAUUUCGACUACUCCGGCCAAGAUCCGAACACUUUUCUUCCUCCGAUGAAUCCCUAUCGCGAUGGCAGCGAUGCACAAGACUACGGAUCAAAUGGCAAGUCACAGCUAGCUGGUUUCUAUAGUAACCAUUACCCUGGUUCCCAAGACAAUCCAGCCAACCCAUCCAGUCAAGCGUCCAUGCCAAACAGCCCUGAUAUGUCCGUAUCCACAGGGUACCAGCACAUGUUCCCAAGCGUUCCCACAGGAAAUCCUGAUGACCCUAAAGACAUGGGAGCCGCAGCAGCCUCGCUAGCAAAGCCAGUCCCCAUGAGACGGUUGUCGGAAAAACGCAUUGCACAGGCACGGGCGCACCUCAUGGGUCCUAUGGCUGACUACCUCCUCGAUCCCAGCUAUGGUGGAUCAAAUGGCAAGUCACAGCUAGCUGGUUUCUAUAGUAACCAUUACCCUGGUUCCCAAGACAAUCCAGCCAACCCAUCCAGUCAAGCGUCCAUGCCAAACAGCCCUGAUAUGUCCGUAUCCACAGGGUACCAGCACAUGUUCCCAAGCGUUCCCACAGGAAAUCCUGAUGACCCGAAAGACAUGGGAGCCGCAGCAGCCUCGCUAGCAAAGCCAGUCCCCAUGAGACGGUUGUCGGAAAAACGCAUCGCACAGGCACGGGCGCACCUCAUGGGUCCUAUGGCUGACUACCUCCUCGAUCCCAGCUAUGGUGAUCUCCAAGCAGCCACGUCUCCAGCAGUGGCACAUGCCCUGGCAGCCACCCAACAGACACAGAAACGACCCAGAAGUGAGAAAAAAGCCAUCCCAGAUGAAGCAAAAGAUGACAAGUAUUUCGAGCGAAGGAAAAGAAACAAUUGUGCUGCCAAAAAAUCACGGGAUGCCAGGAAAGCACGGGAGGAUGAAAUUGCCAUACGGGCUAGUUUUUUGGAAAAAGAAAAUGCAAUUCUGCGUGCUCAGGUUGCUACUUUGCGAGAAGAAGCAAACUCCUUAAGGCAACUUUUACUCCAGAAGCGGUCACGACCUUGAGGUCAAGACUGCCUUCCAAGGUCAAGGCCAUUUGAGGUCAAAAGAAAAAAAUAAGACAUCUACCUCUGUUGAAGAUACUCUUCAUUUAUACGACAAUAAGUGGUGCCAUCAUGAAGAUGGUGACGACAGAAGAUAAUACAUGACUUUUCAGGGAAUAAUCUAGUUAUCUACCUGUAAUUAUUAUAAUUAUGAUACAAUGUUGCACCAAACUCCAGUAUUGCUCAUAACCUAUAUAUUAAGCCAUUUGUGAUAGGUUUCCAAAUAAAGUACAAAUAUUAUGUGAGUAGAUGUCAACGUAGCAGUCAUUGUCAAGUCUAGAAGAAGGCUUUCUUGUGUUCCAAUAUUGAAUGCCUAGUCUCUGUCACAUCAGAUAUGACGAGAUGGUUGAAGAAGGGAAUGCACUUUGGAUGAGCUGUCACCAUGUGGCUAAUAUGAGGGUAUUGUUAUGAGCAGGGCUGUAGUAGUUGCUGUAGGAGUAGUGGAUAAUGGUACCAAACUAUUGCCCUGUUGUACUGACUCUCAAACCAGUGGUUAUUUUAUUACAACAUUUUCCAGGGGGGUAUAUCUUCCUCCCCCUCCACCCCCUCUACCUCAACACAUAAAAAAACUUAAGACAUACCUCAAAACGCAGAUGAUAUAUUAUGCCAGUACUGUUAGCGGUUCAAAUUUGGACCUCUCUUUCAUAUUUUCUAUACGGUAAUCUGCCCCUCAUUUCCACUGUGUUUGAGACUUGGUCUAAAUGUUUGAGCCUGGGCCUAAAUGUUUGAGCCUGGAUUUAAAUGUAAUGGCCUGGUUCUAAAUGUUUGAGCCUGGUUCUUAAACUUGGAGCCUGGGUCGAAAUGUUUGAGCCUGGAUUUAAGAUAUUUUAGCCUGGGUCCACACGUAGACUCCACAGUACUACAGGGUGACUGUUGGUCCUUUUGUAUCACGUCUGUGGCAUGUUUGCUGGUCACUUGUGUAUUCCUCAGUCUUGGUGCAGGUGGAUCUUGCAUUUCAAGAUAUAAUUUAAUAAUAAUAAAAUAGAAUUUAUAGGUGUAGAAUUAUAGGAAAAGACUUCGGAAUGCCCAAGUCCCCAGCAAAUUUUUUUUUGUGUAUAAAAUUAAUUCUCAUGUCUUGACAGUAUAUACUUAUAUUAUUAUCAUCUAUUAUAUAUUGGGAUAUAUCAUCUCAGGGAUAACUUUGUUUUAUAUAUAUAUAUACAUACAUAUAUCCUGAUCCUUGCCGGUUACAAUAUACAAAACCAGCUGGUGGGGUUUGUGGAUCUAUUGAAAUAUUAAAUGAUAGUCUAUUCGUAGAUAUAUUAUUAUUAUUAUCA
Molecule: messenger RNA, 2430 nt
Organism: Lingula anatina
Lineage: Eukaryota; Metazoa; Brachiopoda; Lingulata; Lingulida; Lingulidae
Biological process (GO): regulation of transcription by RNA polymerase II
Cellular component (GO): nucleus
Molecular function (GO): RNA polymerase II cis-regulatory region sequence-specific DNA binding; DNA-binding transcription factor activity, RNA polymerase II-specific
Source: RefSeq, a predicted model, not a curated record